AUGGACAAAUUUAACAAAGUUUUUAAGCGAAGCAGUGGAAAGGGGUGGGCUUGGACAAGAAUUCCCGAGGUCGUCCAAGCAGUUGAAAAGAAGUUUGUCCCCUUGAUUCAGCCCAAAGGCACCCAUCGCCCGUAUGAGGUUGUUAUCAUGACGGACUUGACUCGAGAAAUCAGUUGUAAGAGAAAACGCUCUGAAAUGAGCAUGAUUUGCGGUGAGUGGCCCAAACAUCCUCGACCUAGCGUCAUUUACGACGAAUCCCUAUUCGACGAUGGUGGCGGCCUUGACCUGCUCAUCAAUUUGGAUAGCAAGGAACCAAUUGAAGUCAACAUUGUUCCGUACUAUGGAUCGUCCGCUAACAACAACGGAGCAGGGAUCGACGAAAAUCUGUAUUCCAGGCAACGCUAUGUCCUCGGAGAAGAAGCUCUGGCACGGAUGGCGGCGUCAAAUAUCUUAAUCUCUGGACUGGGCGGACUUGGAGUGGAAGUGGCGAAAAACGUGAUUCUAUCUGGAGUCAAGUCUGUUACUUUGCAAGAUGCCACCACUACAACCUGGGAUGAUCUAUGUUCUCAGUUUUAUUUGAGAAAAGCCGACAUUGGGAAGAACCGGGCAGAACAAUGUCUCAAACAUUUAAGCGAACUGAAUCCUGAUGUAUCAGUUCUCACUUCGAAGGAACCACUAACUCCGGAACUCAUAGGAAAAGAAAAAUACAGCACGGUCGUCGUCACCGAGAGUAGCGGAGUUUCCAACUUGCUCGAAAUUGGAAACUGGUGUCACGACAAUGGGGUUUCUUUCAUCUUGGCUGAAACAAAGGGACUUUUCUCAAGAAUUUUUUGCGACUUUGGCCCAGACUUCAGCGUGCUUGAUGUCAACGGUGAGAAUCCUGUGACGACACUGAUUGCUGGCGUGACCAAGGAAGAACAAGGGGUGGUCACAUGUCUUGGAAGUCCUGAUGGAUUUCAAGAUGGAGAUUUCGUCAAGUUUUUCGAAGUUCAAGGCAUGACUGAACUCAAUGAUCAUCCUCCCAUCCAGAUCGAGGACGGGCCGUACACUUUUAAACUCAAGCUUGAUACGAGAGGCAUGACGAACUAUAUACGAGGUGGCGUUGUCACUCAAGUAAAAAUGGUCAAGAAACUCUCCUUCAAAAGGUUGGAGGAAUCCAUCGCCGCUCCAGUAUACAUAAUUGCGGACUGGGGCAAGCUCGACCAUACUGAAACGAUCAACAUUGCCUCCCAAGCCCUGGAUGCAUUCGUCAAUCAACACAGCUGCCGACCUCGUCCAUACAACGCUGAGGAUGCCGACAGUUUUGUGAAGAUAGCAGCAAAGUUGGCUACAAGGAGGGAAAUCACGCUUAAUGUGAAAGUUGCCCGAAUUUUUAGUUUCAUCUGCUCUGGACAAGUCUGUCCUAUGAAUGGAUUCGUGGGUGGCGUCGCGGCUCAAGAAGUCAUGAAAUCUGUGAGCGGAAAAUUUCACCCUCUCUGCCAGUGGAUGUUUUUUGAUUCAAUUGAGUGCCUUCCGUUCGAGUUUGAUGGUGAGACCGGUGCGGUCAUGAGUACGCUGGACGAGACAGAUUUCCAGGGGAGCGGGUCGCGGUACGAUUCACAGAUUGCAGUUUUUGGGAAAAAAUUUCAACGAACUUUGGGAGAUGAAAAGUGGUUUGUGGUUGGAGCGGGUGCAAUCGGAUGCGAACUCUUAAAAAAUUUUGCAAUGUUGGGACUCGGUGGCGGCGACAAGGGAAAAAUUUUUGUGACUGACAUGGACUUGAUUGAGCGGUCCAAUCUAAAUCGUCAAUUUCUCUUCCGGCCCAAAGACGUCGGUCAGGCCAAGUCAGUCUGCGCUGCACAAGCUGUGCUAGAAAUGAAUCCCGGAAUUACCAUUGAACACCAUGUCAACAGAGUUGGUCCCGAAACGGAAGCAACCUACUAGUACAAUGACGAUUUCUUUGAAAAUUUGAGUGGAGUGGCCAACGCAUUAGACAAUGUCGACGCCCGAAUUUAUAUGGACCGUAGAUGUGUCUACUAUCGGAAACCUCUUCUUGAAUCUGGAACGUUAGGAAUUAAAGGAAGUACGCAAGUCGUCAAUCCCAACAUGACUGAGAGCUACAGUUCGAGCCAAGACCCGCCCGAAAAAAGUAUUCCAAUCUGCACUCUGAAAAAUUUUCCAAACGCAAUUGAACACACGUUGAAAUGGGCUCGAGACUUGUUUGAGGGAAUCUUUAAACAAAGUGCGGAGAAUGCGGCUCAAUUUUUAAGUGAUCCCCGAUAUUUGGAGAGAACCCUAAAGCUGCCGGGUAGUCAACCAUUAGAGAUAUUGGAAUCGGUUAAAAAGUGCUUGAUGGAUGAUCAACCGAAAGAUUUCCAAGGGUGCGUGACCUGGGCAAGAUUGUUGUGGGAGGAUUCGUUCAACAACACAAUCCAACAGUUGCUAUUUAAUUUUCCCCCAGACCAAACGACCAGCACGGGACAGCCGUUUUGGUCAGCCCCCAAGAGAUGCCCGAAGGCAAUGACCUUCACCACGGAAGAUGACUUGUGUGUAGACUUUGUCUUCGCUGGGGCCAAUUUGAGGGCAGAGAUGUACGGAAUUCCGCAAGUUAGGGAUAGGACACUUGUUGGUAACAUGGGUGCUGCUGUUCAUGUUCCGGUAUUCCAGCCAAGGACAGGGGUGCGGAUCGCUUUAACUGAAGCUGAAGCCCAGUCACAGUCUGGAACUCUUGAUUCGGAUCGUUUGGAGGAGUUGAAGACUACUUUGAAAAAUCGUGUAGAUUUCCAGGGACUGAAGAUCACUCCAAUCGAAUUUGAGAAGGAUGACGACUCCAAUCUCCACAUGGACUUUAUUGUUGCUGCAUCCAACGCCAGGGCCACGAACUACUCGAUUGAGCUGGCUGAUCGUCUCAAAUCGAAACUGAUUGCUGGAAAGAGCAUCCCUGCAAUCGCCACAACAACCUCUGUCAUGUCGGGACUCGUCUGCUUGGAACUCAUUAAGCGUGUCGGGGGAGAAACCAACAUUGAAAAGUACAAGAACGGCUUUGUCAAUUUGGCUCUUCCAUUAUUCGGAUUUAGUGAGCCGAUCGCCGCCCUUAAGCUCAAAUAUCACGACACGCAAUUUACUUUAUGGGAUCGAUUUGAAGUUCAGGGAGAGAUGACCCUGAAGGAAUUUUUGGACCAUUUCAAGGAUCGCUACAACCUUGAAAUCACCAUGUUGAGUCAAGGCGUCUGUAUGCUGUACUCUUUCUUUAUGCAGAAGGAAAAGAGGGAGGAGCGAUUAAAAUCUCCGCUGGUGCAGGUGGUAAGGGAGGUAUCCAGGAGACCCAUCGAACCGCACGUGAAGGCUCUUGUAUUCGAACUUUGUUGCAAUGAUAGGGACGGGGAAGAUGUCGAAGUACCAUACGUCCGCUACGAAAUACCACCCUCUCUAUUAAAUAAUUAACAGUAAUGCCUAAUG
Molecule: messenger RNA, 3438 nt
Organism: Folsomia candida
Lineage: Eukaryota; Metazoa; Arthropoda; Collembola; Entomobryomorpha; Isotomidae
Product: ubiquitin-like modifier-activating enzyme 1
Biological process (GO): protein sumoylation
Cellular component (GO): cytoplasm; SUMO activating enzyme complex
Molecular function (GO): SUMO activating enzyme activity
Source: RefSeq, a predicted model, not a curated record